AUGGGUUUGGAUCUACAGAAUCAGGGAAUGGAAUGUCCAGUGAAGAUCUCUAAGCCCCAGUCCAACAAUAUUUCAGAAAUUGUUUCCAAAUUUGCCAAAGCUUGUAGAUAUAGGUCCAUUGGGGUGUUUAGCUCUGAAAACCCUAACUUGAAUUACCAUGGUCUAUCAUAUGGUCCCUUGGUAACUGAGGAGAGUGGUAGUGAUGCAACUGAGGAAGGUGAAUUGAAUGCGGUUAAAGUUCAUCCCGAGCCCGUUGGGGUUCGGGGUGAAGUGAAGAGUAGCGGUGACGGGGAGAUCUUGAAGGUGUUUGAUGCGGUUUCUGCGUUGAAAUUGGCUUAUGUUCAGCUCCAGCAGGCUCACGUGCCUUAUGAUCCCGAUAAAAUCCGGGCUGCAGAUGAGGCUAUUGUGUCUCAGCUCGAAUCGCUGUGCAGGAUUAAGCAAGCUUACAAAGGGAGGCAGAUGAAGGGGUCGAAAUCUGCCUCUGCUUGUUCGACGCUUUUACAUGGAGAAGAAAUCCGGGUUCGAGAGAAGCUUUUGAAUGAAUUGAAGUUCGGGGUCAAAGAAAAGGAGUCUAAGGUGGUUGCUUUGCAGCAGGAGCUUCGGGAUUCAGUGUCGAGGAAUAAGAAGUUGGGUGAGGAGCUUAGGAAUAGAGAGGAGGAUGUUAAGGUUUUGAGUUUCUCGUACGUGGAGGAAAUUGUAGGAGCGGUGUCGAAGGCUAUACACGACUUCGCCAAGCCAUUAAUCACCUUGAUGAAGGUCUCGGGCUGGGAUUUAGACCAAGCAGCUAACUCGAUUCAAGGCUCGGUUGUUUACUCCAAGAGGUCCCAUAAAAAAUAUGCAUUCGAAGCCUAUAUUGCUCGGAGAAUGUUUCAUAGAUUCUCAUUCCAAUCGUCAAGUCUUGAUACUCCGAAGAAGUAUGACGACCCAAUUGAUGCCCUAAUCGAAGAUCCAAACUCAAGUUUCGCCACAUAUUGCCGAGAAAAGUAUCUAUCAAUAGUUCAUCCCGCAAUGGAACUAGCCUUCUUUGGCAAUCUCGACCAUCGCACAUUUGUGAGCAACGGAUUUCAUCCACCAACGCCUUUCUAUGCAGCAUUCGUCAAAAUGGCCCGAUCUGUUUGGAUUCUUCAAGGCACCGCUGCAUCGGUGCAACCAAGUUGUGACAUAUUUAGAGUAGAGCGAGGGCGCGAGUUCUCGAAUCUUUACAUGGAGUAUGUGGAGGAAAUAAGCGAAGAUAACGUUCCAUCAAACAAGGAGCAAGAAAGGCUCAAAGUCGAAUUCAUGGUCAUGCCCGGAUUCAUAAUUGGUGACAACAUUAUCAAGUCUCGGGUUUAUCUAUCAAAAACAUGA
Molecule: messenger RNA, 1347 nt
Organism: Ipomoea nil (Japanese morning glory)
Lineage: Eukaryota; Viridiplantae; Streptophyta; Magnoliopsida; Solanales; Convolvulaceae
Exons: 1
Coding region: 1-1347 (448 amino acids)
Biological process (GO): negative gravitropism; response to red or far red light
Source: RefSeq, a predicted model, not a curated record